CAGGAGCCAACGGUUUUGGGGUUGCCGCAUCACCGCGCGCUCCGUCGCGCCGGCGCAGCUGAAGGGAAGAAGGAGGCCGCGGAGUAAGGGAAAAUCGAGUGGAAUAUGGCUAGAGAAAAGUGCUUGAAAAAGUCAUUUAAGGAUAGCCUCGAAGAUAUAAAAGAAAGAAUGAAAGAGAAGAGAAAUCAAAAAUGGGCAAAAUUGGGCAAAUCAAACCAAGUCUUAACUGUCAAGGGUAAAAUUGCAGACAACUCUUCUGCACAGCUGAAAAGCUUUCAAGCAAACAAUCAAGCAUUAGCCUUGGCUUUAGAAGAAGAGAAGCACAAAAUGAAGGAAGCUCAAGAUAUUAUCCUGCAUUUGAAGAAAGAAUAUCAGUGUUUGAAAUUUCAGAUGUUUGCCUUGCAAAGAAAGCUGGAGUCGCAACAAGGAAAAGAACAUGUGGAGACUAGAUUAGUGGCUUUGAAGAAGAUUAUUUCUAAAGUUGUUCAAGACCUACUUAGUGCAACAAAUCUUCUUGGUCCAGCAAAGGAUGUAUGUACCAUAGGUUGUAAUCAGAUACUAUGUGCCUCGGAUAUUGCAAAGGGUGUGUCCAGUAGUUUGAAGAACCAAGAUUCUGAGGCUCUUCUAAGGCAUGCCCUUGCUAUGGAUGUAAGUAAACAAGAUAAUAUAUUGAGAACCAAAAUGCAGGGUAACAUGGAUAAAAAUUACUUAGAUUUUCUAUCUGAUCCUCAGCUGAGUAUUGAAAAUACAUCUCCAGCCAUAACAUCACAAGCAGAUACAGCUCGGCAAGCUAGUUCUUGUGAAGAUUACCAAGACUGUGAGACCACAAAUAUUUCUUCAAAAGAAGAGGAUAGACAUGCUGAUAAUUCCUUAUCAAAAAAUGUAUCUACCCGUCGUCGCUAUUUGAGGAUCAAACCCCAGAAUGAAAUGUGUUUCACUGAUGACAUUCCUCGAAUAACUACACCAAUAAAUAAUCUUUGUCAGCUAGACAAAAAUGAGCCUGAGACAGGUUUAGAGGAAAAUAAUGAACAAAGCGUGGGACAGUUGCAUGUGUUGACUGAUUCAAACACUGUGAUGGCAGCCCCAAAGCAAGCUAAUUUUAAUUCUAUUGGAAGUUCUAAAACACAAAAAGGGAGAAGUCAGAAGAAAAAACUGGAAACGAUGAAAAAUCUGACCAGGACAAGAUCCAAAAAAGAUAGAAGCUGUAGUAAACAGCAGUGUUCCAAAGAAAAAACAGGGACAUCAGUUGGUUCCAGUGAUGCUUAUGACUUUAGUUUUGAGGAGAGUGUUCAUAUUACACCUUUCCGACAAAACAAAGAAAAUGAAAAAAACACUGAGAAAAAUUAUGUAGAAGCAGAAACAUCAUCCACUUCAGAAGAGGACUCUGAUGAUAGUCUUUAUGAGCCUUACAACAAAAAAUCAAAAUCCAGAAAAAAAGAAAGCUGUGCAACUGACGUAAGUCCAGUACACUCAAGACCACAAUUGAAGAAGACUGUGCAUGAGCAGCAUGAGAAAAAUUAUGUAGAAGGAACAGAAACAUCAUCCACUUCAGAAGAGGACUCUGAUGGUAGUCUUUAUGAGCCUUACAACAAAAAAUCAAAAUCCAGGAAAGAAAGCUGUGCAACUGACGUAAGUCCAGUACACACAAGACCACAAUUGAAGAAGACUGUGCAUGAGCAACAUGAUAAAAAUACUGAGGAGAAAAACAGGAAUACUAAAAAAUCAGAGAAUUCUUUGAAUAAAAAAACUGUUACAGAUAGAGCAUGUGAAACUCUUCAAAAACAUCGUCUCCUUCUUGGUGAUAUUACCAACCUUGAAUCUUCAUCAUCUAGCCAAACUAGAUUUUCUCACCCGCCCAUCAGUACGGAAAUAGAAGACAUUUCUCUCCACAAACGUAGAUGUACUGUUUCUGUGAGCUAUAAGGAACCAACUAUCAGUGGGAAGCUCAGAAGAGGAGACCCUUUUACAGACACUGGUUUUCUGAAUUCUCCCAUUUUUAAAGAGAAAAAGAGCAAGCGUAGUUCUGUUAAAAAGAAAUCGCUGUCCAGAUACAACGAGGCAUUUGUUGGUUGUCUUUAAGAACCUUCAUAUGAAGCAAAACCUGACUUUUCAGUUUCAGUAUUCUUAUGCUAUAAAGUGUACUAGCCAGAAUACUGUUGCUAAGAAUUUGUAAGUAUAUAUUUGUACAUAUAACUGUUUUACUUAUGGUUUAGAGUGGGCUUUUACGUAGAACACAGGAAUGUUUUGUUUUGAAAUGUAGGUUUUAUUAAAUGCUUAGUGUCAAAUGUAGAUCAUUUUAGCAGUACAGCCUUUGAUUACAAGCACAAUU
Messenger RNA from Elgaria multicarinata webbii, 2329 nucleotides. RefSeq names its product shugoshin 1 (gene SGO1). The transcript is spliced from 9 exons. The record is from RefSeq and is a predicted model, not a curated record. Lineage: Eukaryota; Metazoa; Chordata; Lepidosauria; Squamata; Anguidae. Gene Ontology annotation, biological process: meiotic chromosome segregation. Gene Ontology annotation, cellular component: chromosome, centromeric region; nucleus. Bases 106 to 2079 code for a protein of 657 amino acids.